Vitrella brassicaformis is the source of this 1769-nucleotide messenger RNA. The record is from the annotation of a GenBank genome assembly. Lineage: Eukaryota; Vitrellaceae.
AUCAGCUGUCUGAUGUACCGCCUGUCCGCACUGGACCCAUCAGCACUCUCAUCGCAGGUACGUACGCCAAGAGGCAGGAAGCACUCAUGAAGCGACAUCGGCAGAACAAGGGCAGACGCACACGCCCCUGCUGCUGCUGCGUCUGUGUUUGUCACGCAUGCAGGAUUGUUCGCUUCACAUGAUAGCCGCAUUGCAGCAGUAUGCCAAGCUGAAGGCCACGCUGAAGGCGCUUGUCAGGUCGGCCAGCUUCCCUCAGCCGCGCACUGACGCAUUGGUCAGCCAAACCAUCGCACGAUACACGCGAAUGAUUCGCCAAUCGUGUGUCGCCAACCACGUGUCUGUUGUGCGCUGCACUGUCUUGGUCAGGCCAAGUUGAGGGACCUCCCGACCGACGCCGUGGCUCGUCUGCAGACACCCGCAAAUCUGACGGGCGUGGGCCGCCUCAGGACGACCGCGCGACUGCUCAAGAGGCACAUCCGAGAUGCCUUCCGCAGCCGGCUGACCGACGCCAUCGACAAGGCGGGUCUGACGGGCGUGGUGCGGUUCGCUCCCCAGCUGGGCGACGGCAGUGUGAUGGAGGCCCUGUGGCUGAUGGAGGAGGGGGGCGGCUGGGGCGAGGUGGAGAAAGGGCUGCGACUGGCGGCAGAGUAUUCGUACUGUCAGCUGCCCAUCCUCAUCGACGCCGGAGACCUGCAGAAGCACGACACAAAGAUGGUGAGCACCUCACACAAGAGGGGGAGAAUAGGGUGCAUCGUCUGCCAUGUGUCUGCGCGUGGGCUGUGUCCAGGCCUACUUGUCGAUGCCCCGUGUGGCAGCCCAGUGGUUGAUUGUCGGUCGGCACGUGGUCUUUUGCCGCGCUGAUGGCCAGCAGAACGGCACCUUCGAGGUGUUCCGCGACCCUUCCACCAACGAGAUCCGCGCCAUCCGGGACGAGCCCGAGUUCGCCCUCACCCUCAACCCACCCCUCCCCACCGAUGGCGUGCAUCCCUUCCAGCAGCACCCGUUCCAACAGCACAUGAAGCACGUGGUGACCAUCGAGUACGCCGAGUACGCCGAGGGGGACGGGGAGUGGGUGGCAGGCUGGGCUGAAUUCAUCUGCGCAUCGGUGAGCACCUUCAUCAUGGACAUGAUCACCCGCCACUUCACGAGGAGUGGCUUCCAGCUCCACUUCACGGAGGUGGACAUCGAUCGGUACGUCAUGUGAUGGAACGGGACGUAGCGUCAUACAUGGGUGGGAGAAGCAGAGUGUUGCCUUUCCUUGUAUGUGUGUGUCCGUGUGUGUGUGUAUGUAGUGGGGCGAGGGGUGGUUAUUUGGACGGCCUGCUGACGCGGUCGCCCCACACAUCGCUGGAGGGAUGUGCAGCCGUCAUGACGGAGGAGGGGGCUGAUGGGACUGCGUGUCAGGUCCACGUGCUGACGGCCUCCGACGACCCAUGCAUAGCAUGGAUCACCUUCUGUGUCACAGCUUACGACCGUCAGACGGGUGAGCGGCGGGAGGGCAAAGCCAACGGCGUCUCGUGGAAGCGGGCCCUGCUGUCUGUGUGCUGCGGCAGUGAGUGUCAGUCUGUUGACCACGGAGCAGCCGGUAGGCAAUCCGAGCGAUCCCUUCUCGGUCAGGUGCCGGCGCUCGGCAUGGCUGGCCCGGCGGUCACUUGGCCCAUUCGCACGCAUCUUCUCCGACGGACAGACAUACGCCACCUAGGGCUGGCUGGCUGGCUGGCACGUGCGCCAGACCACCAGUAGAGUGAUAUGCAGAGGGCAACGCACAC